Molecule: messenger RNA, 861 nt
Organism: Corylus avellana
Lineage: Eukaryota; Viridiplantae; Streptophyta; Magnoliopsida; Fagales; Betulaceae
Source: RefSeq, a predicted model, not a curated record
AAGUUGAAUCGGAAGCUUGUGCAUAUAAGCAUCGGGCUGGUUUUCAUGCUUUGCUGGCCUCUGUUCAGUUCUGGGCAUCGGGGGGCCAUUUUAGCAUCUCUUGUUCCGGGCAUCAAUAUCAUACGAAUGCUUCUCUUGGGACGUGGAAUAAUGAAAGAUGAGGCUAUAGUGAAGUCAAUGAGCAGACACGGAGACUAUAGGGAACUUCUCAAGGGACCACUCUACUAUGCUACAACAAUCACUUUGGCUUGUAUAAUUUAUUGGAGAACUUCCCCCAUUUCAAUUGCAGCAAUCUGUAACCUCUGUGCUGGGGAUGGUUUAGCUGACAUUAUUGGAAGGCGGUUUGGUGGUGCUAAAAUUCCCUACAACAGAGACAAAUCUGUAGCUGGUAGUGUAGCAAUGGUGUCUGGCGGAUUUUUGGCAUCUGUAGGGUAUAUGUACUAUUUCUCAUUAUUUGGAUUUGUUCGGGGAAGUUGGGAAAUGGUUUUGGGCUUUUUGGUUGCGUCUCUUGCCUCAGCACUGGUGGAAUCACUCCCUAUAAGCACUGAGCUUGAUGACAACCUGACAGUUCCCUUGACUUCCAUAUUGGUGGGCACUCUUGUUUUCUGAUUUCAGUAGUUAAGGAAAGCAGACUUGAUUAACAGAGGGAAGUGUUGGGAUUGACCUGACGUAGGGGUGGAUAAUGUAUUCGUUGUAUACUAAAAUUUUGGACAAUUUUAGGACAAGAGAGCCAACUCUUAUUAGGCUUGUAAGAUUAAUUGCACUUGUAUGCUUUUGGGGCUCCUCCUCAAGUGCAUCCUUUUGUCUGGGGUUUGGACAAGACGUUUCUCAAUUUCAAAUGAAAUUGAUAGAAUCAAUUCA